CAGGCCCCGCCUCCAUGCCCAGGUGUGCCCGGGGCUCACCUGUCGGAGCUGGGCUGGGCCCUGCUGCACUACCUGUCCUUCUGCCAGCGCGGCUCCUUCUCGCGGCUGGCGCGGCUGCAGCGGGAGCGGGCGGCGCUGCCCAUCGCCCGAUACCGGAGUGAACUGGUGGCACUGGUGGCCCAGCACCAGGUGCUGGUGGUGGCGGGGGACACGGGCUGCGGCAAGUCCACCCAGGUGCCCCAGUACCUGCUGGGCGCCGGCUACGGCCAGGUGUGCUGCGCCCAGCCCCGGCGCGUGGCCUGCGCCGCCCUGGCGCGAAGGGUGGGGCUGGAGACCCUCGGCAGGUACCAGGUGGGUUUCCAGACGCGUUUCGAGCGCACCUGUGCCCGCGGCGCCCACCUGGUGUUCGUGACGCUGGGGCUGCUGCUGCGGCAGGUGCAGAGCGACCCCACCCUGGCCAGGUACCAGGUGCUGGUGGCCGACGAGGUGCACGAGCGUCACCUGCCCGGGGACCUUCUGCUGGGGGCCCUGCGGCGCCUCUUACCUGCGCGCCCCACCCUGCGCCUGCUGCUCAUGUCGGCCACCUGCGACCCCCACCUGUUCGCCAGGUACUUCGGGGGAGCCCCCGUGCUGCAGGUGCCCGGCCGGCUCCACCCCAUCAAGGUGCUGUACCAGCCCAUCCCCUCGGAGCCGGGGCAGCCUCACCUGGACGCGGGGCCGUACCUGCGGGUGCUGGAGGCCAUCGACGGGCGGGUCCCACCUGAGGAGCGCGGGGACGUCCUGGUUUUCCUCAGCGGGGCCGCCGAGAUCCAGCAGGUGCUGGGCCCCGCCCAGGUGUACGCCCGCCACACCCAGCGCUGGGUUGUGCUGCCCCUGCACAGCGGCUUACCUGCCGAGCAGCAGGACAAGGUGAGGCUGGGAGGGGUCACAGGUGUGUUUGGGGGUCCCUGCACAGCAGCUCACCUGCCGAGCAGCAGGACAAGCAGGUACCUGCAGGACCAGGGGGCCCUGGACGAGCACGAGAACCUGACCCCCAUCGGGCACCUCUUGGCUCACCUGCCCGUCGACGUGGUGGUGGGUAAGGUGCUGGUCCUGGGCUCCCUGCUGCACCUGUCUGAGCCCACCUUGACCGUGGCGGCCGCCCUGAGCGUCCCCUCCCCCUUCCUGCGCCCCGCCCACGCCGGGCACACCUGGGCCGACGCCCGGCGCCACCUGGAGAGCCCCCACGGGGACCCCCUGACGCUGCUCAACCUCUUCAACCAGUGGCUGCAGGUGAAGGCCGAGCGCCACGGGAGCUCCCGCCAGUGGUGCCGCCGUCGGGGGGUGGCCGAGCACCGGCUCUACGAGAUCGCCGACCUGCGACGCCAGUUCCAGGAGCUGCUGCAGGAGCACGAGCUGCUGGAGGAAGGUUCCGGAAGGUCCGAGCGGCGCCGGGGGGGGCGGCGGGAGCGGCACCUGCUGAGCCACGCCCAGCGCGCAGGUGAGCGGCGCCCGCGGGUGCUGCGGCUGCACCUGAACGAGGAGGACGAGGAGGAGGAGGAGGAGGAGGACACCUGGGAGAAGGGCGGCGUCGACAUCCGGGACGUCCGGUUCCAGCUGCGCCACGACCCUCGGGAGCUGCGGCUCACCUGUGGGGCUCACCUGGCCCCGCCCCAGGUGGCCCUGCUGGGGCUGGUGCUGGCCCGGGGGCUGUACCCGCAGCUGGCCCUGCCCGACCCCCUCAACGGCUCCCGGCGCGACUCCGAGCAGGUGUUCCACACCCGGGCCCAGCAGGGCGUGGCCCUUCAUCCCACCGCAGUCUUCGCCUCCCGCCCGGACCUGCUGCAGCCCCAGGGGGGCCCAGGUGAGCUCAGCCCCGACCACCAGCUCGUGGCCUUCGUGUCGCUCCUGGAGACCACCCGGCCCUACCUGCUCACCUGCCUGCGCGUCCCCGCCCUCCAGGUGCUGCUGCUGUGCAGCCGCUCCCUGGACACCUGCGGGCGCCGCGUGGUGGCCGACGGGUGGCUGGAGGUCACCUGCGAGGACGCCCAGGUGAGCCAGCGCCUGCUGGGCGUGGCCGUGCACCUGAGACUCACCUGGGACCGGCUGCUGGAGCGGCUCCUCAGCGGGGGAGGGGAUCGGCCCCGCCCCACCGAGGUGUCCCAGCUCACCUGGGGGCUCCUGGAGUUCCUCGAUGAGCAGGUGCCGUACCAGCUGCGCCAGCUGACGCCGCUGCAGCGCCAGCACCUGUACGUGGGGCCUCACCUGGGCCCCGCCCCCUCCCCUCACCUGCAGCGCCUCUUCCCGGGGACUCACCUGGAACCCGACCAGGUGAAGGGCGGGACCAAGGUCACCGAGUUCCUCACCUGGGGAUGCCUGGCGAGUGAGCCCGACCUGUUCGGGCCAUGCCUGCGGCGCUUCUGGACCUGCCCCAGGUGUGACCUGCACCUGCCCCUGACGGGCCCCGAGCGCCGCCACCACCAGGACACCUGCGGGGCACCUGAGGGCACCUACGGGGCACCUGAGGGCACCGGGGGGUCACCUGAGGGCACCUGCGCUGAGGACACCUGUGCCAGGGACACCUGUGCAGAGGGCACCUGGUCACCACCUGGUGGAGCUCCUGAGGGCACCUGGUCACCACCUGAGGACACCUGUGCCAAGGAUACCUGUGCAGAGGGCACCUGGUCACCACCUGGUGGAGCACCUGAGGGCACCUGGUCACCACCUGAGGACACCUGUGCCAAGGAUACCUGUGCAUCACCUGAGGGCACCUGGUCACCACCUGAGGACACCUGUGCCAGGGACACCUGUGCAGAGGGCACCUGGUCACCACCUGAGGGCACCUGUGCCAGGGACACCUGUGCCUCCCAUGAGGGCACCUGGUCACCACCUGAGGGCACCUGUGGGUCACCUGAGAACACCUGUCCCAAGGACACCUGUGCCAGGGACACCUGUGCCUCUCCCAUGAGAGCACCUGGUGCCCACCUGAGA
Molecule: messenger RNA, 2970 nt
Organism: Neopelma chrysocephalum (saffron-crested tyrant-manakin)
Lineage: Eukaryota; Metazoa; Chordata; Aves; Passeriformes; Pipridae
Gene: DHX34
Product: DExH-box helicase 34
Exons: 15
Biological process (GO): nuclear-transcribed mRNA catabolic process, nonsense-mediated decay
Cellular component (GO): intracellular anatomical structure
Molecular function (GO): RNA binding
Source: RefSeq, a predicted model, not a curated record